AUGAUUGACGAGCUGCUGUUAGGCUACAACUGCACCACGUUUGCCUAUGGACACACCGGAACUGGCAAAACGUACACAAUGUCUGGAGAAAUGGCCGAAGAGUUUGGGCUUUUGUCCGACAAUGCAGGGAUUAUCCCACGCACCCUCUACACGAUAUUCGACCAGCUCAAGGGAAGAGAUAGCACUGUCAAGUGCUCUUUUAUCGAGCUAUAUAACGAGGCCUUGCGUGAUCUUCUCUCUGAUGAGGAAGAUACGAAACUGCAAUUGUUCGAAAGCGAACGGAAUGGCACCAAUGGAAAUGUAUUGGUGAAAGGAAUGCAGGAAUCAUACAUUGGUUCUCCAUCAGCUGGCCUUCAGCUACUCCAGAUGGGUAGUCGGAAACGACAGGUGGCAGCAACCAAAUGCAAUGAUCUGAGUUCCCGGAGUCAUACCAUUUUCACGAUCAAUGUGCUCACCAGGACUAGCAAUGAGUCCGUUACGUCUGGGAAGCUGAAUUUGGUGGACCUGGCCGGCAGUGAGAAUAUUCAACGCAGUGGUGCCGAGAACAAGCGAGCUGUCGAAGCCGACCAAAUCAACCAAAGCUUGCUAACGCUUGGACGGGUCAUCAAUGCAUUGGUCGACAAAUCUUCUCAUGUUCCAUACAGAGAGUCUAAGUUAACAAGGUUACUGCAAGAUUCCUUGGGUGGGCGGACCAAGACAUGCAUAAUUGCUACUGUCUCGCCUUGUCAGUCAAGUCAGGAAGAGUCCGUCUCUACAUUGGACUACGCAUUUCGGGCCAAAAACAUCCACAACAGACCGCAGAUGAACAGCCCCGUUCCAAAAGAUACAUUGCUCUCAGAGCUCGCUUCGGAAAUUGAGAAUCUUAAACGCAAUCUGAUCGCGACAAGGCAUCGAAACGGGAUAUACAUGACUUCCGACGCGCAUGAAGAGAUGAUCAAAGAAAAUGAGUCCCGACGCAUCAUCAACGAGGAGCAAAAGCAGAGAAUAGAAGCCUUGGAAUCAGGCCUCCAACGCAAAGCAGAAGAGCUGCUCGAACUGUUGCGUCAAAAUCGAAAUUAA
Molecule: messenger RNA, 1059 nt
Organism: Penicillium cinerascens
Lineage: Eukaryota; Fungi; Ascomycota; Eurotiomycetes; Eurotiales; Aspergillaceae
Exons: 3
Coding region: 1-1059 (352 amino acids)
Biological process (GO): microtubule-based movement; mitotic spindle assembly
Cellular component (GO): nucleus; spindle microtubule
Molecular function (GO): microtubule binding; ATP binding; plus-end-directed microtubule motor activity
Source: RefSeq, a predicted model, not a curated record